GGGGGCGUAUCUUUCAAACGUGGUCUGUACCUGACAACACCGUGGGCUUGUUCUCUCCUUUUUACCAAGUUACAGCCAUGGGACAAACGCCGUCUAAACCAGCCGCACCCAAACUCCCCGCCACCAUCGGAGAGCGGUUCAAGGACAAAGAGUUUCCUUUUGAGAACCUGGUGUUGGAAGGAGGAGGAGCAAAAGGAAUCGCUUACAUAGGAGCUUGCAAGUUCCUAGAGGAUGCCGGGAUAAUGCCCCAGAUCAAGCGGUUUGCCGGGACCAGCGCAGGCGCCAUCACUGCCACCCUGCUCGCCAUCGGGCUGACGUCAGAGGAGAUGCUGAAGGAGCUGAGCGAAAAGAACCUACUGGAAGUCGUGCUUGAUACCCGUUGGACAAAGAUGGCCUGGAUUCCCGGCAUGGCGAACGUCGGCAAGUUUAUUGAUGUCAUCACGGCCAGGGGCGCAUGCCCAGGACAUGAGUUCAUGAACUGGUUCGGAGACAUCUUGGACAGGCACUUAAAGAAGCGACACCCUUCUUUGGAUAAAGACGUCACAUUUGACCAG
This is a messenger RNA of Branchiostoma belcheri (Belcher's lancelet), 554 nucleotides long. RefSeq lists its product as uncharacterized. NCBI's taxonomy places the organism in Eukaryota, Metazoa, Chordata, Leptocardii, Amphioxiformes, Branchiostomatidae. The record is from RefSeq and is a predicted model, not a curated record. The annotation marks the transcript as partial. The transcript has 4 exons. Gene Ontology annotation, biological process: lipid metabolic process.